Molecule: messenger RNA, 1488 nt
Organism: Ustilaginoidea virens
Lineage: Eukaryota; Fungi; Ascomycota; Sordariomycetes; Hypocreales; Clavicipitaceae
Exons: 2
Coding region: 1-1488 (495 amino acids)
Cellular component (GO): cytoplasm; nucleus
Molecular function (GO): zinc ion binding
Source: RefSeq, a predicted model, not a curated record
AUGUCAGCAGAUUUAAAUGACGCACACGCACCGGCCGCCCAGAACCCAGCCGAGUUCUUCGAGUCCAUCGGCAACAAGGUCCAAGGCCUUUCUGCCGCGGAUCAUGACGACGCCAUCAAGCAAGACCAAGAGUACCGGCCCGUCGAGGAAAUCGAGUCGCUGUGCAUGAACUGCGGCGAGAACGGCGUAACGCGGCUCCUCCUCACGGCCAUCCCCUACUUCCGCGAAGUAGUCAUCAUGUCCUUUUCCUGCGAGCACUGCCACACGCAAAACAACGAGAUCCAAGCGGCCGGCACGGUCCAGCCAAAAGGCACGCACUACGAGCUCCGCCUGACCUCCCUCGAGGACCUCAGCCGGCAGGUCGUCAAGUCGGACACGGCCAGCACCAAGUUCAUCGAGAUGGACCUCGAGAUCCCCCCGGGCCGCGGCCAGCUCACCAACGUCGAGGGCCUCCUGACGACCGUGGUCGACGACCUGGACAUGGGCCAAGCGGCGCGCAAGGAGCAAGCGCCAGAGGUGCACGGCAGGAUUGCCGACGUCAUCGCCAGGGGCCGAUCGAUGCUCGCCGGCGACGCGUUUCCCUUCCGCCUGUACGUCGACGACCCCGCGGGCAACUCGUUCAUCGCGCCCGACCUCAAGGACGGCGUGGGCAAGUGGGAAAAGAGGGAGUACGUACGCAGCCCGGAGCAGAACGCCGCCCUCGGCCUGAGCGACGGCGCCGCCGCCGCCGCCUGCCCGCCCGAUCCCGGCCUCGCGGCAGACGGCGAAGCUGCCGCCCCCGACGAGGUGUACAGCUUCCCGGCCAGCUGCCCCGGCUGCAUGCACCCCUGCACCACGCACAUGAAGAUGGUGGACAUUCCGCACUUCAAGCAGGUGGUGCUCAUGUCCACCGUCUGCGACGACUGCGGCUACCGCUCCAACGACGUCAAGACGGGCGGCGAGAUCCCCGCGCAGGGCGACAAGAUCACCCUGGCGGUCCGCGACGCCGCCGACCUCGCGCGCGACAUCCUCAAGAGCGAGACGUGCGCGCUCGAGUGCCCCGAGCUGCAGCUGCACGUCAACCCGGGCACCCUGGGCGGCCGCUUCACCACGGUCGAGGGCCUCCUCACCCAGGUCCGCGACGACCUGCACGGCCAGAUCUUCGAGGCGGGCGCGGCCGGCAACGGCAACGGCAACGGCAACGGCAACGGCGGCGGCGGCGGCGACUCGCUCGACCCGGCGGAGCGGACGCAGUGGCGCUCGUUCUUCGACGGGCUCGACGCGGCCAUCCGGGGCGAGCGGGCGUUCACCCUCGUCCUGACGGACCCGUUUGCCAGCAGCUUCGUGCAGCCGCUCGCGGACCCGCCGAGCGACGACGCCAGCAUCACGCGGCUCAAGUACACGCGGACCGACGAGGAGGAGGAGGAGCUCGGCCUCAAGGACAUGAAGGUCGAGGGGUACCAAGAGGGCGAGCAAGCUGCUGCUGCAGCAGAGCGAGAGCACCUGUAA